AUGGUCAAGAUCAGCAUCAUCUCCGCCCUCUUCUUCGCUCUCUCCGUUACGGCGCUCACCCCCAACAACGCCGGCGCCAGCGCGGUCGGCAAUGGCCAAGGCAAGCAGUUCACGACGGGCGGCUGCGUGAGCGACGCCGACUGCCAGCAGGGCUGCUGCGCGGGCGGCGCCACGUCCAUCACCGGCCGCGCCGCGGGCAUCUGCUCGGGCAUCGGCGCCGAGUUCCAGAACGGCAAGACGGGCUGCGGCUUCCAGGACCCCAACGCCCAGCAGAACAUUGCCGACGCCAAAGCCCAGGCCAAGAAGCAGGGCUUCAAGCGGGUGGUUCGCGAGGAAUAG
Molecule: messenger RNA, 339 nt
Organism: Microdochium trichocladiopsis
Lineage: Eukaryota; Fungi; Ascomycota; Sordariomycetes; Xylariales; Microdochiaceae
Product: biotrophy-associated secreted protein 2
Exons: 2
Coding region: 1-339 (112 amino acids)
Source: RefSeq, a predicted model, not a curated record